This is a messenger RNA of Pichia kudriavzevii, 525 nucleotides long. RefSeq lists its product as uncharacterized. NCBI's taxonomy places the organism in Eukaryota, Fungi, Ascomycota, Pichiomycetes, Pichiales, Pichiaceae. The transcript has a single exon. Bases 1 to 525 code for a protein of 174 amino acids. The record is from RefSeq and is a predicted model, not a curated record.
AUGGAUUUAGGAUACUCUUCAGACUCUGAUAGUGAAGUUGAAGACCAUCAUACGGAAGACAGAAAACAAGAAGAUGUGCCACUCGAUGUGACGAAAGUCUUUGCUUUCCAGAAAUUAGGUUGUAGAGUAGCACGACCAGACAGAGUGGAUAUUGCCGAUACCUUCAGGAAGGUACUUGAUCAACGAAUAGAAAAUUCAGAAAACGAUGAAGACGUUCCUUCUUCAGAUGAAUUGAAUUUAGAGGAAGAAAAGGGACAACAACUUGAUGGUGUUCCUGCCCAAGGUGAAGUUGCCGAAUUUGACAUGGGUAAGUUUUACAAAGAAAACCAAGAGGCUAUAGAAUCCGGGGGCUUUAGUGAGACGCAACAGCAGAAUUCGGGUAAAAUAACACUACACAGAGGUACCCAUGGUGUUGGAAGAUUGGAUGAUGUUAUCAGGUUCAACAUUAACAACCGGGAAAAAAUUAUGUACCAGAAUAGUGCAAGAAUAGCCAAGGAGAAAGCCGCAGCAAAGAACAAGCACUGA